GCCAGAGGCGGUGCCAGAGGCGGUGCCAGAGGCGGUGCCGCCCCGUGAGCGCCCCCCCCGCCCCGCUGACGUGGCGCUGCCGCUCCCUGCGCCUGCGCGCGCGUUGGUUCCGGCGCGGGCAGGAUGGUGCUGCUGGAGAGCGAGCAGUUCCUGACGGAGCUUACCAGGCUGUUCCAAAAGUGCAGAACUUCCGGGAGUGUUUUCAUAACGCUGAAGAAAUAUGAUGGCCGAACAAAACCAGUCCCACGCAAAGGCCAUGUAGAAAGUUUUGAACCAGCAGACAAUAAGUGUCUUCUAAGGGCAACUGAUGGAAAGAAGAAAAUUAGCACAGUGGUGAGCUCAAAGGAAGUAAAUAAAUUCCAGAUGGCAUAUUCAAAUCUGCUGAGGGCUAACAUGGAUGGCUUGAAGAAAAAAGACAAGAAAAGCAAAACCAAGAAAAGUAAAGCAACACAGUGAUGGAACAGUGUCCUACCAUCACCAUAACAGACUUGACCCUCACUCAAAGCAAAGUCCAUUUCUUUUUGAGUUACCACUUGUCUUUGGCUUUCCUUCCAGCAGGAUACUGGGAUAUGAUCAGUACUUUUGUUUAAACUGACAGCAGAGGUGCUUUCUUUGGAUUGUGGUGUGGCAGGAGUAUGUACAGUGUUAUACUAAAAUAGUUUUAGACUCAGAAGUUUUGUACUUAUACUGCUGCUGUUUGUAAAACCUGUUUGGGGGGUAACACAGGGUGAAGAGAAAUGCACCAUACCAGAAACAAAAUAAGACUGGAGGAGGAGCCCCAGUGACAGAUGCCUAGUUUUAUACAUGAGCCUCAGUAAUAACAGGGAAAGCAGGUGCCAACAUAUUAUCAGGAACAGCUGCUUUUCUGUUUGUGUGUCUUAAUCUGAGGGACAUGUCUACAUGAUGUAGUGUGGAUAUCCUUAAGGCAGCCAGCACAGUGCUCGAGCUCUUGUAGAGCCAGGCAGCUGUGCCUUCACUCCAUGCUGAUCCAGCUGUGCUGUCCCUGGGUGGGGGGAGGGUAGGACUUUGCAUCAUGUUCCCUUCAGACAUGGCUUAAAAAUGCUCAUGUCAUCUAAACUUUUAUUUUUUUUUAAACUUCAUCCUUCAAUAUAUUUGGGGAUCUGAAUUUUCCUUCCUUCAUAUGAGCAGAUGUAAAAAUACUUAAUUGUUCCUAUUAAACAUAAUGAAAAAUGG
Molecule: messenger RNA, 1194 nt
Organism: Pseudopipra pipra
Lineage: Eukaryota; Metazoa; Chordata; Aves; Passeriformes; Pipridae
Gene: SRP14
Product: signal recognition particle 14
Exons: 5
Coding region: 124-456 (110 amino acids)
Biological process (GO): SRP-dependent cotranslational protein targeting to membrane
Cellular component (GO): signal recognition particle, endoplasmic reticulum targeting
Molecular function (GO): 7S RNA binding; endoplasmic reticulum signal sequence receptor activity
Source: RefSeq, a predicted model, not a curated record